AUGAAUAGUAAUCAACCUGAAUAUGAUGCAAUCAUCAACCAAAUUGAGUUAUUCUCAAAUACGAUACCCGAGAAAAAUGCAUUUGUUUGGUUAAAUGAAAACGGGAAUGAAGAGUCAGUAAUUACCUAUAAAAAUCUUUGGAGGUCAAUUAGAAUUAUCUCUCACUUUUUGUUAAACGAACUACAUUUAAAAAAAGGCGAUAGAAUCAUUCUUUGUUAUACUCCAGGGAUCGAUUUCAUAUAUUCUUUUUAUGGUUGCCUGGCAAGUGGGAUUGUUGCAAUUCCCGUUUAUCCUGCAGAUCCAAAUAAUCCAUCUCAAGUGGAUAGGCUUCGUAAGAUUGUUGAUACAAGCCAAGCCAAUGCUUGUCUUACUAAUUCAUCGUACAAUCGAGUUAUUUCGCUAUUCAAAUUUAAAUUUUUUAACGAACCUCUUUGGAAUGCAAUUAGUUGGUAUUCAACGGAUAAAAUAUUAAGAGAGUAUAAUGAAUUUGAAAUAAUAACAGAUAAUGAUUCUUACAUAUCGAAAAAUGAUGAAUCAACUCCAUUUCAAAAAAUUACAAAGAAUGAAAUUAUCAAUUUUCAAAAACCAAAAUGUCUGCCCUCUGAGAGUGCAUUCAUACAAUUUACAUCUGGAUCAACAGGCAAUCCAAAAGGAGUAAUUGUUACUCAUGGUUCACUAUAUUAUAAUUCGCUAUUGUGCAUGAAAUGUUUUAACUUUUCUGUAGAGCCUAAAUGCGAAUCAGCAGAAACAAAAUUAACUGAAAAUGAGAUCGAAACGAAUGAUGAAGCUAGAAUAAUAUUAAAGGAAAUUGUUGAAAUCAAAAAUAAAUUUAUUAAUAGUUUUGGGCAUAACAUUAGAGGAUUUUCUUGGCUUCCAAUGUAUCAUGAUAUGGGUUUAGUAGGGUUUAUUGUUAGCACGGUAAUAAUCGGAUCUGAAACUUUUUUAAUUUCGCCAUUUUCAUUUAUUAAGAAACCUCAUUUAUGGCUUAAAAUUAUCUCAAAGUACAGAAUUGCAGCUACUGCUGCACCAAAUUUUGCAUUUGAUUAUACAUGUAGGAAAACAACAGAUCAUGAAUUAAAAGAAAUAAGUGAUCUUGGUGGAUUGGGUUGUCUAAAACAUGGUGGUAUCUUGAGUGGUUCUGAACCUAUUAGAGUUUCAACGCUUGUUAGGUUUGUAAAAAAAUUUUCUUCUGUAGGUUUUUGCUCCUCAAGUAUACUUCCUGCAUAUGGAAUGGCUGAAAAUACGCUUAUUAUUUCCGGAUUCAAAAGAAAAAGCAAGCUAUUUCCCAAAGUACUAACAUUGAAAAGCGAUACAAUAACUCCAGGAAAUAAGGUUGAAAUAGUUAAUAAUGGAUUUAUUUCUUGUUAUUGCAAUUCCUGCAAACAUGCAAAUAUUAUUGAAUUCGAUGAUAAAGAUUGCAAAAAGAGAAACCUAGUCUGCUGCGGAGAAAAAAAUUCUGUAAACGAUAAAAUUAUAAUUGUUUGCCCAGAAAAAAAUAAAAUUCUUCCAGAAAAUCAUGUUGGCGAGAUUUGGGUUUCUUCAAAAAGCAAAGGUGCAGGUUACUGGCUUUUAAAUGAUCUAACUAACGAAAUUUUCUUUGCUGAAGUAAAAAAGUGCGAUGCUAACCUUUUAGAUGUCAAAUUUUUAAGGACAGGAGAUUUGGGUUUUAUUAAUGACAACCAAAUAUAUAUAGUUGGAAGGCAAAAGGAUGUUAUUAUCAUUAGAGGAAAAAACUACUAUCCACAGGAUAUAGAAGAGAUCAUCGACACCUCUCAUCAUGUAAUUCGUCCUGGUUGUUGUGUAGCGUUUUCAGUUGAUGUUAAUGGUGAAGAGAAGCUUGCAAUUGCAACAGAAGUAAGAAGUGAAUUUGUUGAGUCAUCAAGUACUUCAGGAAUUAAAUCCUAUAUUAAGGGUUUAAUUAAUAAAAAAGAAAAGGUUCAAACUAAAGAUAUUAUUGAUAAAAUAUCUACGAAUAUCCUAAAAUAUUCUGGAAUUGAAGUUUAUCGAAUAAUAUUAAUAAGAGAAAAGAAAAUGCCGAAAACUUCAAGUGGUAAGGUUCAAAGAUCGAAAACUAAGGAAAUGAUUAUUAAUGGUGAUUUUGGUAGUAACAUUAUAAUCGACUUUAUUAAUAGCUACAUAGAAAAUACACAACUUUAUGAAAAACAAAACCAAGAUGAAACAAAUAUUGACUCUGACUAUUUUUCAGUCGAUAGCGAAAGUGAAGUACAUGAGACAAUAUACGAAAGGGUAAAAAAUGUAUUUGAAACAAUCAUAGGAAAUAACUACUUUCCAGAGCUAGAUGACCCACUUCUUUCAUAUGGUAUUGAAUCAAUUAAAGCUAUAGAAAUUUGUAAUGCACUUUCAAGAGAAUUUAAUAUAGAUUUUCCUGCAACUCUAAUAUUUGAUUUCCCAACUCUGAGACUUUUAAUAGAGCAUAUCGACCUGCUUACAAAUGGAAAUCAAAAGGGUUCCCCAAAUGAAAUUACUACUCUUCCUGGAAUUUCUACUGGUGAUUAUGUUAUUUCUGGAAUAAAUGCACAUUUACCCGGGUUUAAUUCAAAUAACCCAUUUCUAAAACUUUGGGAAGUAAUGUUGAAUAAUAGAAAUGUAUUUUCUUCAGUUCCACAUGAAAGAUGGAACACAUAUUGUUUUAACGAAAAAAAAUCGAUUUCUGUUAUUUCAAAAACAAAAAAUUACUAUACUGAUGUAGGAGCAUAUAUGAUUGGGUCCGAAUAUUUCGAUAUUGAAAAAUUCAAAAUACUUCCAAUAGAGAUUGAACAUAUGGAUCCACAACAAAGAUUGGUAUUGAGAGGCACUGAAAAAAUUUUAAAUAAUAUUGAAACAUCGACCAAAAAUUUAAUUGGUGUCUAUAUAGGUUGUUGCUCAAAUGAUUGGGGCCAAAUCAUUUCUAAUUCUACGAGCCCUUCUGUUUACUCCGGAACUGGAGCAUCCCCUUCAAUAUUAGCAAACAGAGUAUCAUUCUAUAAUAAUUUUACAGGGCCAUCAGUUACAAUUGACACAGCGUGCUCUUCAAGCUUAGUUGCUAUAGAUGUUGCACUUCAUCACCUUCAAAAUAAUGUAAUCAAUACUGCUUUAGUAGCAGGAGUUAACUCAAUAAUCAACCCAAAUAUUUAUGUUACAUUAUGCAAAGCAAAAAUGCUUUCUGAUACGGGUAAAUGCUCACCUUUUGAUGAAAGUGCAAAUGGAUUUGUAAGGGGUGAGGGAUGCAUAAUUAUAUGUAUACAACAUACAUCAAUAGCAAAAAAAAAACUGGCAACGAUUCUAGGUACAUGUGUUAACCAGGAUGGAAAAACUUCAACUUUAACUGCUCCAAAAGGGUCAUCACAAGUAUCCGUAAUAAAGAAUUGUCUGGGAAUCGCAAGAAUUCAUCCAUCCGAAAUUAAUUAUAUUGAAUGUCACGGUACAGGUACUCCAUUGGGCGAUCCCAUCGAAGCAGGUGCAUUAUUAUCUAUUUUUAAAACUUAUAAUGAAUACCAAAACAUGAAGGCUCAAGUAAAUUCUAAUAUUGCAUUAGGUGCAGUCAAAUCCAAUAUUGGUCAUUUAGAAGGCGCAGCAGGGUUAGCUGGUAUUCUAAAAAUAUUGUUAGUUAUGUCAAAAAGAUUUUUUCCAGGGAUUGGAAAUUUAAUAAAUAUCAAUACCCAUAUCAAAAAAUUAUUAAAUGAUAAUCUAAAUAAUAAAGUAAUUAUUUUUCCUAAUAUGAAUGAAGGGAAAUAUUUUUCAGAAAUAGGAAUUGAAGAAACACAAGUAUUGCGAUGCGGGGUAUCAUCUUUUGGAUUUGGUGGUACUAAUUCUCACAUUAUUAUUGAAGAAGGGGCAAAUCUUGACUUAAUUUGGAAUAUCGAAAGUGAAGAGCACUCUGAUUUACAAGAAGGCAAUUAUUUCCCAUGGACAGUAAGAUUCCAUCCUUUCAUUUCAACGAUUAACAACAAAGAUGAAAUUUACUCGUACUCUAUUUCAAAACUGAAAUGUAAAAAAUAUGUUAUGGAGCAUAUAAUUAAUGGAUUAAAUAUAUUUCCUGCAUCAGGAUUUAUUGAACUUGCUAUGACGAUUUGUAGGUUUGCAGCAUUAGACAUUUCUAGUAGUGAACAAAUUGUUGAUAUUAUUCAAAAAACUAACUCUAGAGAUGAAAUUAUAAAUGAGUUUAAGAAGAGUAAUUUUGAGAUAUUGAGUAGGGAGUCAAAUAUACACUUAAUCAAAACUUCUCCCAUCGUAAUAAAGAAUCUAGAAAUUACUUCCGCUUUCAAAAUAGACAAUUUGGAAAACGAAGGAUUAGAUGCAAGCAUAAAUAUUGAUGAUGGAAAAGUUUCAAUUUAUUCAGGAAACAGAACUUAUUGUUAUUGCACGGUAAACAUAAUUUUAGAUUUUGAGCCAGAUAGCAAAAUGGAAAUUCUGGAUAGUUCUUUUUCACUUGUUGAAUUUAAAAAAUCAUGCUCUGUCAGAACAAUUUUUCACAAUGAAUUAUAUGAUUUGUUAGAUAAUUCAGGUUACAACUACAAAGGUAGAUAUCGUUCAUUGGAAUACGUUUCAAUAGGAGAUUUAGUUGGAUUCGGAAAAAUAAAAAUAAACAAAAACGAUUCUAGUCCUUUUAAUAUUGCACCGUGGAUACUAGAUUCAGCAUUUCAAGUAUUGGGAGGAUUUCUAAUUGUUAAAGGUAAUUUUAAUGGCCAGUUUAUUCCUGUUCGAAUUCAAGAAAUGCUAGUAAAUUCGGAUAUAUCCUACUCUGAACUUUAUUCCUUAGUAAAAAUUACAAAUAUUCAAGAGAAACUAAUGGUUUGCAACAUUUGUUUAACAAAUGAAAAAGGUUUAAACUUAGUUGAGAUUGUAAAUAUAAGUUUUAUUAAAAAUGAAGGACCUAGCCAAAAAAUAAUUGAAGAUUUGGUUCCUAAACUAAAUAUUGAUCAGUCUGAAUUAAAAAUUAAUCAAGGAAAUAAUUUUAUUGGUUUAAAAUUAGAUUGGAGACCAGUUGCAGCCUCCGAAUUAUUCGGAAAUAACGACAAUGCAUUUAAAUAUGAUAUUAUUACAUCUGAUAAGGAAUUUGCUAAAAUCAGCUCGAUUCUUGAAGGAACAGGAAACAGAAUAAUGAAAUUUGAUGACAUUCUUAACAAUUUAGAAGGAAAUGUUGUUUUUUAUGAUUGUGAAUUAGAAGAAAUAAUCCCUAUUACAAAAAGAAAUAUUGAAUCAAAUUUCUACAUAAUAACAAAAAAUACAGUACCAAUUGACAAAAAGAUCAGAACUGAUAGCUUUUCAUUUGAUAAUUUAUAUUGGGACUCUCUUAAUAAAUGCAUUCUAGAAAAUAAAAUUCUUAUUUCCAUUAUUGACAUUGAAUCCUUUAACGAAUUAAACAGCCAAAUUAAAUUUGGAAUUAAUUAUUUGGGGAAAAACAAUAUUAAAAAUAAGAUGCCAAAUAUUACCUUUAAUCACUUAGUUAUAAGAAAUGUUCAAGUGCAAACCGAGAAAAAUUCAACUUUGAUUGGUUAUUGUGCUGUUCCGAUAAAAAUUGGAAAUUGUAUUGGUAUAGAUCACUUUAAAUAUGAACUACCUUCUAGAGGAGAACUUAAAAAUUUUAAACUUAAUUACUUAGAAAAAUGUGAUUUAAAAGAAUUAAGAGAGAACGAGGUUAAGGUACAAGUUAGGGCAGUUGGAUUGAAUUUUAGAGACGUAUUAAAUAUAAUGAACUUAUAUCCUGGAGAACCAGGGGAACCUGGUAGUGACUUUUCUGGAAUUGUACUGGGUGUUGGAAAUAACGUAAAGUCUUUCAAUAUAGGCGACCACGUAUGGGGGUUUGCAAAAGGUUGUUUUAAAUCUCAGUUAGUUACAUCAUCUACUUUAAUUUGUAAAAAACCAAGAUACCUAGCAUUUGAAGAGGCAGCUGCCCUACCCGUAAUAUUUUGUACAAUAGAAGCUUCAUUUAAUGAUUUAUAUAAGGUAAAAAAAGGAGACUUUGUGUUGAUCCAUGCUGCAACAGGUGGUGUGGGUAUUGCAGGUGUUCAGUAUUGCCUUAAUAAAGGUGCAAUUGUAUUUGCGACAUGCUCUUCAAAAUCAAAAAAAAAGUGGUUAGGUGGAUUGGGAGUCCAUUACGUUUCAAGUUCAAGAAAUCCCGAAAUAUUUAAGAAAGAAAUUAGCUUCUUCUUAAAUGCUGCAUCAAAAAGAUAUAGAAAUGGGAAUAAUGCAGGUUUGGAUGUAGUGCUCAAUUGUCUUUCUGGAGAAUUCAUUCACGAAUCAUUUAAGAAAUUACGUCAAGGAGGAACAUUUAUUGAAUUGGGCAAAAGAGGAACUUUGGAUUACUCUCAAGUAAAAUUAGAUUAUCCAGAGAUAAAUUACUUGAAACUUGCAAUCGAUGAAUUAGUUGUAGAUAAUCCUAAAUAUAUCCAAUCAUUACUUUCAAGGUAUACAACUAAUCAUUUAAAUGAUAUAAAUCCCACUUUACCUGUUAAAGUUUUUAAAAUGGAAUCCUGUACCCUCGAAGCACUAAGAUUCAUGCAAAAGGCCUCUCAUAUUGGCAAAAUUGUAUUAAUAUUACCACCUCCUCAAACAUUAAUGUUUGAGGUUUUCAAUUAUAAGGUAAUAAAUAUAGAUCAUCUUAAUAAAUUUUCUCAUGAUCUUUUUGAAAAUUAUAAAUGCAAUGAAUUAGUUGAUUUAUUAGAUAAACAAUCUAAAAGUUUCAGAUUUGAUAAAGAAAACUCUGAAUCAAAGUUCAUUAAUGAAAUGAUCAUUCAUGGAAAUAUUAUUGGCCCAUUCGAAAUAAUUUCCAAGUACAAGAAAAUUUUAAAACCCUUAUUUUUGGUCGGUCAAUCAAUACCUCUAAAUAUAAUUAAAUACACUAUUGAUUGUGAAAAUAUUGAAGAAUUACGUAUUCUUAUUAUUUCUCCAAUAUUUCCUGAAAUAAUAACAGAUGAAAUUUUAUCACUAAAAUCUGGAAAACUGGUUUAUUUGACAAUUUUUGAUGAAAAAAAUCAGGAAAAAUGUUACAGGGUAGGUAAUUAUAUAUUAAAUUACGUAAAUAACAUUAUUGAUCUUAAUGCCGAACAAUUUGACCUUACCAUUAUAUACUCAACCUUUUUUGGCAAACUUGCAUUUAUUUCAUUGAUGGAAAAUAUAAAAACAAUACUCAAAAAAGGAGGAUCGCUUUUCGUAAUCAACCCAUUUGGUGAAGGUCUAACAUCAAAUAUCAUUAGACAACAAUAUUGUAGCUAUAUAUCAAAAGUAAUUGUCCCGAUCAAAUUUGAAGUUCAAAAUAAUAUUGAGAACGUUUUUGAAGAAUUCAAAUUGAUAAAUUGUGAUGAAAGUAAAACAGUUAAGUUUUACUGUUUUGAAACUAAUUAUUGGGAUUCAGAAUUUGUAAAACAAAAUAAAAUCGAUGAUGAUGGGUUUAAAAACGACUAUCAUAUAAUUUUAUCUCAUAAAGAAGAUGAAAUAUCUUUAUUUGCUGCCACAAAAUUACUGAAUGAAGCAGGGGCAAAAAAUUUUGUAUAUAUAUCUAUGAAUAAAAUAACGGUAAAUUACCCAUUCAAAUACAAAUACGAAAUUGGAAAAGAAAACUUUGUUCGGAGUGUUAAAAAAAUAUUAAUUACAAAUGGAAUUUAUAAUAUUUCUGGAAUAACAUGUUUGCCUUUAAAUCACUUAAAGUGUAAAGAAAUUUCCGAUAUUCUUUGGGAACUUCACUCAAUUUCAUUCAUUUCUAAUUCCUCUAUUCAAUAUUUCUUAUUAUGCUCGUGUGAUACCAAAAAUAAUAUAAUUCUAGAAACAUUUUGUAGAUACAGGCGUAAUAUCGGUCUUCCUGGGCAAGUUGCUUUUUGGAAUUAUAACUCAGAAGAAAUUUCUAGUGUUAAUCAUGGGUCUUUUGUACAAGCUGCAAUCAAACUCGCAAUUAUAAAUAAUUCUUCUUGUAUUUAUCAGCCGAUGAAUAAACAAAUUAAAAAUUACAAAGCUUUGGAAAUAACUAAUAAAAUUUCGAUUGACAAAGAGAAUAUUACAAAUAUAGUAAUAAAUACAAUAAAUGAUAUUGCAGGAAUUGAAAAAAUUGACCUUAAUACUCCAUUAAUUGAAUUGGGUCUUGACUCUCUCUCUGCAGUUGAAGUAAGAAAUUCAAUAUCUAGUAAAUUAAAUAUAAUUUUACCUAUUACCACAUUAUUUGAUUAUCCGACCGUAAACUCAUUAUCAGAUUAUAUUUUAAAUAUUUCUAAUACAUCAACAAAUCUUUUUUUGCCAAAAAUAAAUACAGAUAACAUUGGAUUAGUUGUUUCUGAAAAUAUUCCAUCAUUAAAACAAACUAUUUUCUCUCUAAAUAAUACAUAUAAAAAUCAAAAAUUCAGAUUAUCGAUCACUGGAAUUGGCUGCAGACUACCAGGGAAUACAUAUUCCCCUGCUGAGUUUUGGGAAAAAACCUUACUUUCUAUGCAAACAUGGUCAUCUGAAAUUCCAUUGAGUAGAUUUGAUAUUGAUGAAUUUUAUCUAGAUAUAGAAGACUAUAGAAAUAACAACUACUUAUCAAAAAAUCUAACUUAUUCAAGGCAUGGUACAUUUAUUGAAAAUGUCGAUUUCUUUGACAAUGAUUAUUUCAAUAUUACAAAUUACGAAUCUUCUACGAUGGAUCCGCAGCAAAGGGUGAUUUUAGAAACUACAAGCGAUGCAUUACAUAGUUCAGGGUACAAUCCAAAAAAUAUUUCCAACUAUAAUAUUGGGGUGUUUGUAGGAUGUUGUGGAACAGACUGGAACUAUCUUUCUACAAAGCUAAAUAUGAGUGCAACGGCAUUUACAGCAACAGGCGGAGCUGCAUCAAUCAUUUCUAAUAGAAUAUCUUUUAUCUACGGUAUCAAGGGCCCAUCUAUAACAAUUGAUACAGCAUGUUCAUCUUCAUUGGUUGCAUUAGAUAUUGCAAAAAAAGAUAUUAAUUUUGGUAAUAUAGAAACUGCAAUAGUAGCAGGUGUGCAAUUACUAUUAUCUCCACUAUAUUACAUUGUUUUUUCAAAAGCAAAUAUGCUUAGCCCUACUGGAAAAUGUAGAGCAUUUGAUGAUUUAUCUGAUGGAUUUCUGAGAGGAGAAGGAUGUGUGUCAUUAAUAAUAGAAAACGAAUUAAAAUCUGUUGGAAAAAAAGUUUACGGGAAAAUUUGUGGUACAGCUGUAAAUCAGGAUGGAAAAAGUGCGAGUUUAACUGCUCCCAAUGGACCUUCCCAGAAACGCGUAAUUAUGACAGCAAUAGAAGAUUCAUGUAUUUCGAAUAAAGAUGUAUCUUAUAUUGAAUCACAUGGAACUGGAACACCUCUAGGAGACCCAAUAGAAUUUGGUGCAAUAUCAGAUGUUUUCGGUAGUAAGAUCAAUAAACUUUAUAUAGGAACUCUGAAACCCAAUAUUGGACACUUAGAAGGUGCUUCUGGAGUUGCCGGAAUAUUGAAAGCAAUACUAGUAGUUAAUAAUAGAGUAAUUCCUCCAAACAUUUUAAUAAAUAAGUUAAAUUCUGGUUUAAACUUUAAUAAUUCUAACAAGAACCUGGAAUUUCCUAUUAACGAAGUAGAAAUCAAUUCAAAAAGGUUAAUUGCAGGAGUAUCUUCAUUUGGGUUUGGUGGGACUAAUUCUCAUGUAAUUUUGCAAGCCAGCGAUGAUGUUCAUAACUGGAAUUUACCUAGAUUAGAUUUUAAAAAGAAAAAAUUUCCAUGGAUUUCUCCAGCCCACCCUUAUAUCGGACCAAGAAUUUCAGGACCUAAUAGUUUAUGUCAACCAUCAGAAUUGGGUCUUAUUAUUGACCAAAUAAAUGAUGUAACAAAGAUAAAAAUUCCUAAUUCAAAUACAACUAGGUAUGUAAGAAACAUCGGUGAAACAAUCUUUUUAUCAAUAUCUGGCCACAUAAUACAAGGUAAAAUUGUCUUUCCUGGAUCAGCUUUUAUUGAAAUGUCAAUCGGUGGAAUAAUUAAUUAUUUGAUUCGCAAUGGAAUUAAAAAAAUAAACUCAUUAAAUAUCAGCAAUACACAAAUCACUAAACCACUCAUUUUUCCAAGCGAUUUCGAAUGGAAUGGUAAUGGAAAAUUAAUUUGUGACAUUUACCCACUUGAAAAUAACACCAACACAUUGAAUAUAUCCAUUUCAACAUCGGGAAUUGAAGGCAAUAUUGGUGAAAUUAUCUGUCAUUCAACAUCUUCAGUAGAAAUAAAUAAAAUUAAUGGCGAUUUAAGUUACUCCGGUAAUGAUUCUAUGGAAAACUUUGAUAAGUGCUCAAGUUUUGAUCUUGAAAGAUUUUAUUCAGAGUUGAAUAAAAUAGGUUUAAAUUAUUUUGACAAAUACAAAUCUAUUAAAAAAGUCUAUAAAAGUGAAAACGAAAUAUUUGGUAUAAUUGAAAUUGAUUCUUCAAAUCGAGAAAUCGAUUCAUAUUUUCUACAUCCUUCAUUAUUAGAUGGUUGUUUUCAGUUAUUCGCUUUAUUAAUUGAUAAUUGUCAAAAUAAAACAAUAAAACCAUUUGUUCCAAUAAGUAUCCAAGAAAUUAUAUUUAACCCUCUUUUUAAAAACAAUAAAUAUAUCGUUCCUUAUAGUUCGUCAACAAAUUUAAGAUUUAUUCGUUCAAUAAGUAAAUUGUUUGUUUGUGUUAAAAACAAACAAAUAUUAAGUAAUAAAGAAGUAAAAGUAGAUAUAAAUAUUUACGUUAAACAUGAGGAAAAAAAUGAGUUAAUAAAGUUUUUACAAAUAAAAGGCUUACAUUUCAGAGAGUUGACCCCAUUAAAAACCCUCAAUUAUCUUCCAAUAAAAGAUCAUUAUUCAUGGUUAUCUGUUUAUAGAGAAUUAGAAUAUAAAUUUGAUAAUAUGAAAGAACUAAAUAGUAUUAAGAUUCUUUUUACAUCUUCAGAAGUAGACAAGUUUUUAUUUGGGCAUUUUGAUUAUUUUGACAUCAAUAAAAUUGGAACUAUGAUUGAAGAGAAUGUUUUUUCUUCGAGUAAUAUACCUGUAUACAUUACAAAUACGAAUGAAAAAAACUCAUACAAGGAAUUAAUUACAAUACAAAAAAUCCUUCAGAACAUUUACAAAAAUGCUAAUUCAAAUACUAUAUUAACAAUGAUAUUUGUUACAAUUGGAGCAAAUUUACUAUGUGGUGAAUACACUCAAUCAUCCCAUUUUCAAUCAUCCAUACUUGGAUAUUUGAGGUCAGCAAGUAAUGAAUUAAGUCAAUUAGGAAAAAUAAAGUUAAUUAUUAUUGAUUGGAACAGUGUUUCAAAACUAAUAAUUGACCAAAGUUUUUCUAAAAUACUAAAAUUGAUAUAUACAAAUAUUGAGAAAAAAAGGUGGUUCGAAAAAGAAUAUCAGUUACUUGAAUGUGGCGAUGAAAUAAAAAUUAAAACUAUUAAAAUAAAAGAACCAGUAAAUAAAUUUAACAAUUGUUUGGCUUUGAAACUUACUAAUAGAGGAGCCAUAUCGAAUAUUUCAACUAAUUUACAAAAAUUUAGAGUUGUUCCUGAAGAAGGAGAAGUUGAAAUAAGGGUAAGAUCAAUUGGUUUGAAUUUUAGAGAUGUGUUAAAUGUUAUGGGAUUAUAUCCUGGUGAUCCUGGUAAACCAGGCAGUGAUUUUUCAGGUACGGUAGUUUCUGUAGGGCCUGGAGUGAAAAAUGUUCAAGUUGGAGACGAUGUAUUUGGUCUUUCUCAGGGUUGUAUUGAAACAUAUCAUACAACAAAUGCUAUGCUAGUUGCAAAAAAACCAAAAUCAUUAACAUUUGAAGAAGCUGCAUCAAUUCCUACUAUUUUUUCAACGGUAAAAAUUUCUUUAAAUCAAUAUUCAAAAUUAAUGAAAGGUAAUUGCGUUCUAAUUCAUGCUGCCUCUGGUGGAGUUGGACUAGCUGCAAUACAAAUGUGUUCCAGAAUUGGAGCAAAUGUUAUCGCUACUGUCGGAAAUGUUAAAAAGAUUGAAUACCUCAAAUCGAUUGGAAUCAAAUAUGUUUCAAGCAGUAGAGACCACGUGAAAUUUUCUCAAGACAUGAAGUAUUUUAUGAGAGAAAUGAACAUUGAAGGAGUUGAUAUCGUGAUAAAUAGUCUGGUUGGAAAAUUUAUUCCAUUGUCAAUGAAGUUUUUGAAAUCUAAUGGAACUUUCAUUGAACUGGGAAAGCGUGAAAUAUUAGAUGGGAAUCAAGUUAAAGAGAUUAGAAGUGACAUUAAUUAUCACCCAAUUGAAUUUGACAAAAAGGUCGAAAAUGAUCCUUUUUGGUUUCAAAAUUUAUUACAAGAGAUAAUAACUGAUAUAAUUGAAGAGAAAAUUCAACCAAUUCCAACAAAAAUAUUUAGUAUUCAAAAUGAAUCAGGAAUAAUUCACGGAUUUAGAUAUUUACAACAUGCAAACCACAUAGGUAAAGUUAUAUUGUCAAAUCCAAGCACUGCAAUUUGUUCAAAUGAUAAAGAUGCAUAUAUUAUCACAGGUGGGAUGGGAUCACUUGGAUUAGUUGUUGCAAAUUGGUUAGUUGAAGAAGGAACAAGGAAUAUCGUACUCGUAGGUAGGAGUUCUAUUGAUUUUAAAAAUGAAUUAAUCGUAAAAUUAUUGACUAUGAAUGAACAGAAACAAAUAAACUUAGAAAUAAUUACAUGUGAUAUUUGCAAUUUAAUUUCAGUAUUUAAUAUUAUUAAUCAAAUAAAAACAAAAUAUAAUAUUAAGGGAAUUAUUCAUGCUGCAGGCGUGCUUAAUGAUGGCAGUAUAUUAUCACAAACAAAUUCAACUUUGCUAAGCACAUUUCUUCCUAAAUCUAUUGGUGCUUGGAAUAUUCAUUAUACUACAAUUUCUUUACUAGAUAAUAUUCCACUUUUAAUCAUGUUUUCAUCUAUAUCAGCACUUCUAGGAAAUAAUGGUCAGACCAACUAUUCUGCGGCUAACAGUAAUAUAGAUUAUUUAUCAGAGCUACGUUCUAGUCUUGGGAUGAAAUCAAUCAGUAUUCAAUGGGGACCCUGGGCUGAACAAGGCAUGGCAAGAAAAAAUUUGAAUUUUAAUGUGCUAAAAACUAUCGGUCUGACUCCAAUAAAAAAUUCCUUAGGUCUUAUUUCACUAGGUGGAAUAAUUUCCAAAUGUAUGUUGAGUGAAAUUAACAGAUUUAUUGUCCAACCAUUAGAUCCUUUAGUUGUAAAAAAUAACACAUUCACUUACAUGUUUAGUGAAAUUAAAUCAGAAGUGAAAGAAAUAGGAAAUAGAGAUACUUUUUCAACUAUGAACUCCGAACAAUUACAUACUUUCGUUCUUUCAAGUAUUAAAGAAGCAAUUUCAGAUGCUAUUGGAACUGAUAUCAAUCAUUUUGAUUCUGAAUCGCCAUUUAGAGAAUUGGGAAUUGAUUCUCUAUCUGCGAUAGAGUUAAGAAAUACUCUUACAUCAAAAUUUGACAUUAAUCUUCCUCCAACUAUUAUGAUUGAUUAUCCAACAAUUACAGAACUUUCUAAAUACAUAGAAAUGAUAAUCAUUGGAAACAAUAAUAUUAAGGAAUUCGAUAAUACAAAUUUAAAAAUAUAUCCAAAUUCGGAGAAAAAUGAUAUUAUUGUAUCUGGUAUUGGAGUUAGAGUGCCUGGAGACGCAAGUUCUGUUCUUAAAUUCUGGAAAAACAUGACUAGUCUGAAAAAUUGUAUUUCGGAAAUUCCAUAUGAAAGGUGGGACGUAGAUAAAUUAUUUGGUGAUUACAACGACAAAAAUUCAACUUAUUAUACAAGAAAAGGAGGAUUUAUUUCUACUGUUGAUAUUUUUGACUACUCAAAAUAUCAAAUAUCAAAAGAAGAAGCAACUCAAAUGGAUCCUAAUCAAAGAGUUGCUUUGGAUACGUGUUUUUCUGCAUUGUCAGAUGCAAAAAUUGACAUCAAGGAUUUAUUGAAUACUAAUGUUGGCGUCUUUGCAGGAAUGUGUAAUGAUGAGUGGGCAAUAUUAUCAUCUAAAAGAAACUUUUGUAAUGCAUUUUCAGGUACUGGAAAUGCGAAAUCAAUCAUUUCCAAUAGAAUUUCUUAUGUUUUUGGCCUAAAAGGCCCGUCAAUAACGAUUGACGCAGCAUGUGCCUCUUCAUUAAUUGCAAUAGAUUUGGCAAUAAAAUCAUUGAAAAUGAAUGAAUGCAAUAUGGCUAUUGCAUUUGGAAUUCAAUUGAAUUUGUCUCCAAAUAACUUUAUUGUAUUCAGUAAGGCAAAAAUGUUAUCUAAAAAUUCCGAAUGUAAAAGUUUUGAUAAAGAUGCAGAUGGUUUUGUGAGAGGAGAAGGAUGUGGAGCUAUUGUACUAUCAAACAAUAGUAUUAAUAUUAAACAAAAUUGGGGAAGAAUCUUGGGAUCAUCUACAAAUCAUAGCGGAAGAUCAAUUUCAUUAACAGCCCCAAAUGGAGUUGCACAACAAAAGGUUCUUUCCACUGCACUUAAUAUUGCACGACAAGAAAAAAAUUUAAAUGUCCGCCCUGGGUAUAUAGAAUGCCAUGGUACUGGAACAUUACUUGGAGAUGCAGUUGAAUUUGGUGCAAUUAAAGAGGUAUAUAAAAAUAUGUACAAAAUUAUUGAUAAUAAUAUAGACUCCCCACUUAUUUUAAGUACAAUAAAGUCCCAAAUAGGGCAUUUGGAAGGUGCUGCAGGAAUCAUUGGAUUUAUCAGGCUUUUAGUUGUUUUAUCCUUUGGAGCAGUUCCCUCAUUGUUUAAUUUUAGAAACAUUAACCCACAUAUUGAAAUUGAAGAUUUAAAUAUAAUCUUUCCUAAAAACUCAACAUGGAAAUUAAAUGAAAAAAAUUUAGUAGGCGGAGUUUCUUCAUUUGGAUUUGGUGGUGCAAACUGUCACAUAUUGGUAGAAGGAGUUAGACAAAAAAAUCCAUUAAUUAUAAAAAAUGAGAAGUUGAUAUUUAUGUUUACAGGACAAGGAUCACAUUAUGAUAAUAUGGGUAUCGAAUAUUACAAUUCUAAUGAAAUUUUUAGAAAAUCAAUUGAUAAGUGUUCAGAUUCACUUGAUAGGUUUCUAAAUAUUUCAUUAAAAAAAUUCAUGUUUGAGGAAGAUGCCAAAAAAAAGGUUAAUAUUGAUAUUGAAAUUUAUAAUCAGCUUUCAAUAGUUUCGAUUGAAUAUGCUGAAAUGAUGGUAUUAAGAAGUAUUGGAAUUUUACCAGAUAUAAUUUUUGGUCACUCAUUAGGAGAAUACUUAGUAGCUGUUGUAGCUGGAGUAAUGACAAUCGAACUUGCUUUGGAGAUAAUUUAUUUAAGAGGUAUUGUCAUAUCUAAAUUAGGAAAAAACGGAAUUAUGGUGGCAGUAAGACGCUCAGAAGAUCAAAUUAGAGAAGCAAUAAACCAAUUUGAGAAUAGUCUUCCUCAAUAUCAAAAACUAGAAGUUGGUAUUGGAUUGAUAAAUGCUCCCAAAAAUUGCGUUAUUAGUGGUGAAGAAAACCAAGUAAUGUCAAUAUUAAAAUUAUUAGAUUCCACUCAAUCAUACAAAAAACUCCCCGUUUCACACGCAUUUCAUUCAGUAAUGUUUUCUGAAAUAAGUGAAUAUGUAUAUGAAGAAAUAAAAAAUAAAAGUCUUAAUAUUAUGGAUAAAAAGAUCAUAGUUUUUUCGUCAAUUUUGGGUUUAAAGGUUAAUGAUGAAAUAUCAAAUUUAGAAUAUUGGUCGAGUCAAUUAUUUAAGACUGUCAAUUUUCGUUCAAUGAUAGAAAAUUUAGAAGAAUUCAUAGUCAAAAAUGGCUUCAAAGUAGAAAAUAUUAUAGAGAUCGGCCCUACUCCAUUACUAACUCCAUUAUUAAAGGCUUCUUCGAAAGGAAUAUUAAAUAAUGCCCAGUUCUAUUCUUUGAUGAAAAAGGAUUCUAAUGUUAAUCCAAAGGAAGUUCUGGAAGAUAUAAGUUACAGAUUUAAUUUGAAAAUCCCUAAUAAAUUUUCAAAUCAGGAUAAUUUGUUAAAAGUCAGUAAUAAUCUCAGAUGGAAUGAAAUGUCUCAUCCAUUUUUGUUAAAAAGAAUCUUUUCACCAAUAAUUGAUUCAAAAAAUUUCUCUAAAGAUACAAAAUUUAUUUAUGCAACUCCUUUAACGGAGAAUAUAUCUAAAUUUUUCCAUGGGCAUAAAAGAAAUGGUGUAUUUGCCAUGCCAGAAAUGGGUUUGAUUGAAAUUAUUUCUGCUGCCAUUAACGACAUUAAUUCUCAAAUUCGGGUUAUUGAUAAUGAAUAUGGAACGAUUGAAUCCGUUUUACCCACUUUCCAGCUUGAAGAAAUUAAUUUUGGCAUUCCAUGGGAAUUUAGCACUUACAAAGAUGAGAAAGAUAGACCUACGCUAAUUUUUACUUUAGAUUUUUACAGAAAUAUUUCAAUUACUUCAACCAAAGGAGGUCACAUUUCUAAAAACUUGCAAAUUGAUUCAAUAAAACACUUGACUGCAAAAUUAAAUUUAGAUAAAGUUAUCAAUAAAAAGGAAUUAGCCAGAUUUCCGAUACACAAAUUAGAAAAUUCUAAAUCUUUAUCAUUUGAAAAAAUCUAUGGGACAAUAAUUGAAGAAUCCUUCCCAGUUGCUAGUUCAAGUAAAUGUAUUAAGAAAAUAGUAUUUGAAGAAAAGGAGUCAUUUUCAUUAUUAAAACUUAACUUUAAUAUGGAAGUAGACUUAGAACCAUCUGGAAUUAACAUGGGGUUAUUCUAUUCUAUUGACAGAUUUAUGAGCAUUCAUCCAAUGAUACUUGAAUCAUCUCUUCACACAAUUAUAUUAACUGCAAUGAAAAAUAAUCAAAAUAAAAAUUUUGAUUCAUAUUUCCCUACUAAAAUUAAUUUACUUAAAAUAUCUACUAUUGAUUUUUCAGGUAACAUUUAUGUUCAUUCUAUUCUUAAAGAACAUGAUGAGGAUCAUAUAAUGGGAGAUAUAUUAAUUUAUCAUGAAAACCAAUUUGAUUUCCCUAUCGUUGAAAUAAGAAAAGUUAGGCUUGAAAAAGUUAAUUUCGGAAAUAACCUAAUAUCGUUUAAUAAUGAAAGAUUUGCGUUAUUAAAAGAAGAAUGGGAAUCACAAAAUAAUAAUAAGAAGAAUGAUUACGAUGUAAUAAUUGUAUUCGGUUGUUCUAAAAUAUUUGAUUUAAUUAAAGAAAAUUCCUCUGAAAAUGUUUAUUUAGUUGAAAAUACAGAAGAUCUUUUAAUUCUUCUUAACUCAAUUUCAUCCUCAAAAAUUUUAAUCAUUAACACAUUUUUUCCGAUUGAAAAUAAAUUUGAAACAACUAAGAGUGAAAUUGAGCUGAUUGAAGAAAUAAUUAUCUCAAAUGACCAUUUUCAAAAAAAACAAUCUAAUUUUAUUACCUGGUGGAUAAUAACAAUGGAAGCAGUCAUUUUUAAGAGUAAUAAAAUAAAUAAUAAUUCUAUGAUAAUUUGGAAAAUGUUCAAAGAUAUAAAAGAAAAAAUGAAAAAUUGCUGCAAGGUAUUUAUGACAGAUAUAGAUAAUGUUCUUUUUAUUAAUGAUAUAAUCAAUGAUCAAAAAACUGAUGAAUGUUGUUAUAGAAAUGGGACUCUUUACUUUUUAUCAUUAAAUUGCCUGAAAUUAAUUGAUUGUAAAGUCUUUGAUUUACGAAAGAAUAGAAACGAGUUGAUGGAAAUAAUUAUGGUUGAAAAUAUAAUAGAUAAAAGCUCCAAAUUAUUUGGGAAAAUUAUUUAUUCUAAUAAUAAAGAUAUUUUGGGUCAGUACAUAAUUGUAAAGAAUUCUAAAAGUAUUGAGAAUAAAAUACAAAUAGGUGAUUUAGUUAUUUCUGGAACUGAUAAUAUAAAAAUUGGAAUAUAUGAAAAUAACUAUUUUGGCCUUAAAAACAUUGAAAUUCCAAAAAUUAAACGUAUUUUCGAUAAAAUUCCGUUUAAUUUGUUUAAAAAUAUUGUUAUUGAAAUCGGUAGUAAAAAGGAAUUAGCAAAAAUCUAUGAAAUUUGUUUUACCGUAAUAUAUAAUAUUAUAAAACUUAACUCAGGAAAUAUUUCCAAAAAAAUAACAGUGAUUGGAAAUUAUGAUUAUAAAUUUUCGGAAGUAAUUCUGUCGUUGGGUUGUAAAUUGAAUUUUGAUAGUUCAUAUAGGCCAGAUUGUUUAAUUAAAAUAGGUGAUGAUUUGGAAUUAUUUGAUUCUUUUAAUAGAGAUAAAGUUUGUUUAUACAAAAUUGGAUUAAAUUAUGAGGUUUUUGACGAAUGUAACAAAGCCAUUCCAUGCUCUAAUUACGAAGAAUCGGAUGAAAUAAAGUUGGAGCUAUUAGCUCCUUCGGCAAACAAAGUUCAAAAAAUGAUUUUUAAUAAAAAUUUCGGGCUAAUACUUGUAAGUGGUGAAAUGAGGAAUAUUACUUCAAUAAUAAAUAGUCUAUUUAUUUUGGGAUACAAAAAAAUUGCAUUACUCAAAACUGAUAACAAAAUCCUUCCUAAAGAAAUUUCUGAAUUUGGUGAAAGUGUUAAAAUUUUUAAUUGUUUACCAUACAAAGUUUCAUUAGAAAGUUGUUUUAAUAAGAUCAUAGAGGAAUAUCAAAACUUAGAACUGACAGGCUAUAUUCAUAUAAAUUUCAAUAAAAUGACUGAAGAAAUUAACCAAAAACAAAUAGAUAAUUAUUCACUGAUUCCUUGGAAUAUUCAUAAUUUAGUAUCUAAGAGAGGAUAUGAUCUAACAUUUUUUGUGAUAAUUUCAGGCAUUCUUGGAAAAUUUGAUGCGAAAUUGAAAUUUGGGUUUCCCGAAAUUUUAUUUGAAAAUCUAACAUACCACAGAAGUGAAUUAUUAAAAAUACCUUCAACUUAUAUUCUGGAUAAUAACUUUGUUAAUUAUAUGAAUAGUGAUAGAAGUCAACUAUUUUCAGUUGGAAAUUAUAUUAAUAAUAUAUCAAUCCUCACGAAUAUAUUUGAUGAAAUUAUUAAUAAAAGAAUAAAUGGUACUAUAGUUCCUGUUAAUAUUGAUGAAAAUGUUAUUAACCAAUUGUCCAAAAACAAUAUUGAACUGUCUAAAAAACUCCUUUAUUUUAAAUUUAUUGAAAAAGUAACGAAAAAAAAAUUCGACAAUUAUAUAGAGUAUAAUAACUUUUCAAUUAAUUUAUCUCAUAGAAAAAAGUGGAUUGAAGAAAUGGUAAUCAAAUCAGUAAAUUCAUUAAUUCCGGAUAAAAAGGAAUAUAAUUUGGAUGAUUCAUUAUUUUCCAUUGGUAUUUCUUCAUUAAGUGCUGUUGAACUUGUAAAUAAAUUAUCCUUAAAAUUAAAUUAUGAUAUUACACCUUCUUUACUCUAUGAUUAUCCUUCCAUUAAUUCUAUUGUUAGUUAUUUACUAAGCCUAAGUUAUCAAUUUGAAGGAAAUAUGGAAAUAUAUUUAGAUGAUGAAAUAAAAAACGAAAUUAAAGAAAAACAUACUUUGUUAAAUCUUAAUGAAUACUUUAAAAAUCCAAGAAUAUUAACUUCAAUAAUUGAUAAUUAUUCAGACAAGAAUUCUAGAAUGUGUAUUGUUGGUAUGGCAAGCAAACUUCCCAUUGCAAAUACUUCAAUAGGAUUGUUUUGGCACUUACUUAAAGAAAAUAAAGACUUUGUAAUAGAGGCACCAAUAAAUAGAAUUGAUUGGGGAGAUUCUUUAAAUGUUGAUGAAUCAAUUGUUGGGAAAAGCUACUGUAAUCAUGGAACAUUCAUUGAAAAUGCACAUUUAUUUGAUAAUGAAUUAUUUAAGAUAAAUGAAUAUGAAGUUAUGGAAAUGGAUCCACAACAAAGACUAAUAUUGGAAGUUUGUUUUGAUGCUUUACAUAUCUCUGGCUAUAGAAAUUUAAAUGAAUUGAUCAAUUUAAAUCUAGGAGUUUUUGUUGGCAGUUGCACUAAUGAUUGGAUGGAAAAAUUAUCUGAUUUGGACUCGAUAAAUGCAUAUUCAGGUACAGGAUCUUCAUCGUCCCUAAUUUCAAAUAGAGUUUCUUAUUCUUUUGGCCUAAGUGGGCCAUCAUUAACAAUAGAUACUGCAUGUUCAUCUUCACUUGUUUCUCUUAAUAUCGCAAUACAGAAUAUAGAAAAAAAACAAUGUAUUGGUGCAAUUGUGGCAGGAGUACAAAUGACAUUAAAUAAAACAACAUUUAUUGUUUUUUCUAAAUCAAUGAUGUUAUCUAAGGAUGGAAGAUGUAAGUCCUUUGAUUAUUCUGCGGAUGGUUUUGGGAUUGGAGAAGGGGUUGCUGCAAUAGUCAUUUUACCUCAGAAUGAAUGUGAGAAGAAAAAUAAAAAAAUUUUUGGCUUUAUUUCGGGUACAUCCAUAAACCAAGAUGGAAAAUCUGCAACACUGACAUCUCCAAGCAAGAAUUCACAAAUUAAAUGUAUUAAUUUAGCACUUUCUAGUAUGGAAAACAUUCAUCCUUCAAUGGUAACAAUUGUUGAAGCCCAUGGAACAGGUACAUUAAUAGGAGAUUCCAUUGAAGUGAGUGCAUUGUAUGAAGCCUAUUGUUCUAUUGAAAGAAAAUCAAAAUUAAUGGUAAGCAGUGGCAAAUCAAACUUUGCACACACUUUUGCAGCUUCUGGUAUAAUUGGAUUAAUUAAGGUAGUCUUAAGUCUCCACGAUUCAAUAAUAAUUGGAAAUUUACAUUUGAAAAAAUUAAAUCCGUAUAUUAAUUUUGGUUCUGACAAACUAUUGAUUCCAAAAACAAAUAAGUCGAUUCCUUUUGAAGGAGAAAUUGUAUUUGGAUCAGUUUCAUCAUUUGGGUUUGGUGGUACAAACUCUCACGUAAUAGUUGGGGUAGAAAAAAGUGAUUUCGGAAUUGUUUCACAUAUUCAAAAAUCUAAAUUUAAUAAAUAUAAAAGAAAAUCAUUCAACUGGAAAAAUUUCCCAUUAGAUGAAUCAAAUAAACUAAUCAAUGUAUAUACAAAAAAUGCUUUAGGAAUUUUUGAAAGUUGCAAUUCAUUACUGUUAAAUGAUUUUAAUCCAAGUAUUGAAAAUAUAUUUAGAGAAUUUAUUUAUCUUUCUAAUAAAUUACAGAAUAAUGAGUUUGGAGUCAAAAUAACUGGGUUUAAACACUAUAAUUUUGAUGAAAAAGAUAUCUAUCUAUUAACUUAUGAAAAUUGUGAAAACAAGUUUUUUGUAUCAUUGUGGUCUAUUGAAUAUGGAUUAACUAAGGAAACAGAGAUAUUUUUGGACGUUUUCUCUCAAAGAAUGUCGCUUGUCUCUGAAUGUGUUAUGGAAAAUGAUUACAAAUUUGAUUGUGAUCUAUUUGAGCAAAAUAUUGAUGAAUUAGAAAAAUUUAAAAAUAAUUUAGUUAUUCCAUUAAAUAGUAUAAGCAUAGAUGAAAUUAAAUUGGAGAAAUUUUCAAUCAAAUCGUCAAGCAAUAUGAUCCAUCAAAUUAUUAAUUACAUUUCAGAAUUUGUUGAUAUAGAUUAUUAUAGAAUAAAUCAAAUAACAUCAUUUAUUAAUAAUUUGGGUUUUUCUAAUAAUAAAAUUAUAGAAUUACUAUGCCAGUCAAAUCUGAAAUCUAACAACUAUAAAGUUCCCAUUCGAAUAUUUUCGGAAUACUUAAAGGAAGAAUUUAACAAUGAUACUUAUACUGUAAAAAAAUCAUGGAGAUGUAUAUUAGAAAUAAAUUUAAUGCAAUAUUUUUCAUUCUUUAAUUCAUCUUUUGAGUCAUUAAAUACAGUUUCAAAAAAAAUUCCAGGUAGUAAAGAUAUUGAAAUAAUGGUAAAAGCGUUCUCUAUUACAGAAUGUUAUGGAGAAAAAAUAUUUGGGAUCUCUGGAACCGUGGUAUCACAUGGAAACGAAGUUUUUGAUUUUAAAAUUGGAGAUAAUAUUAUUGGAAUUGUAAAAAAUAAACUAAAUCAAUUUAUCAUAACUUCAAAGCUAAUUUUCAAAAAGCCAUCGUUUUUAUCUCAUGAAGAAUCAGCAGUAUUAUUACUACAUAAUCCUAUAAUUGAAAAAAUAAUUGAAGUUAUUUCAAAAUUAAGAAGAAAAAAUUUUAUUUUAGUAUUUUCAAAGUUGAAUGGAAUUUGUUUAAGUCUAAUUAAUUAUUUAUUACAUUUCAAGGCCAACUUUACUGUAUUCGUAAACGAUAAAAACGAGUAUAACUUUUUAUUGUCUAUUGGGGUCAGAAAAAUGAUUAUGAAAUUUAAUAUUGAUAUUAAAAAGUCUUCAGGUGAUUUAAACGGAGAUUUAAUAAUUACUGAUGAUGUUUUAAGUUCAGAAUUAAUAAAUAUGAUAAAUACUGAUGGAAAGAUAAUAUCAAUAAAUAGGAAGAAUAUAGUUAGCAGGGAUCAAGUCGAAAAAAAAAAUAUUACAUAUGAAAAUAUUUCCAUCGUUGAUACUAUAUUUAACGAAAAGUUUAUGCAUGAAGACUUUAUUUUAAAUCGAUUAAAUAAAGAAAUGAUUUUUAGCUUUCCGAUUUUAAUUCAAGAAGCUGAUCUUGGCCAAUUAUUAAUCAGUAAUAGCACAAAGAAUAAUUAUUUGGGUGAAAUUGUAUAUUCAAUUAGAUCUCAUUUAUCUGAAAGUAUUUUUUCUUUCAACAAGCAAUUAUUUAAUUUACUUAAAGACAAUAAAUUAAAAUCAUUAUAUAAUAUUUUCCAUGAUUCAAUUAUCAACAGGUUUUUAAGUGAUGAUUUUAAUACAUUAAUAAUUGAUGGAGAUUAUUUCUCAGUAAAAAACGCCUGGGAAAUUUAUUAUUUAAUUAAUUUGCUUCAACGAAAUUUCAAGGAAAUUUUCUUCAUAUUUUCUCAGAAUAAUAAAAAAAAAGAAUAUAAACAUUUGGCAAAGAAAAUUAUAGAAAAUGGAUCUAAAGUAAUAAUGGAAUUAAAGAAUAUAGACUAUAAUGAAAAUUUUUAUUCUAUAAACAUUUCUAUUUUCAGAAACAAUAUAUUGAAAAAUUUUAAUAGAUUUUUGAAUAAUGAUUUAGUUAAUUCCAAUAACGAAAAUGGAUGUAUCAAUAAUAGCAGAACUGCGGAAAGAAUUAAAAAAAUAAUAUUUAAUAUAAUUAAACUGGACUCUAAGAAAUAUAUUGAUUAUAAACAAUUAUUUGAGACUCCAAUUCGUGAGCUCGGUAUUAAUUCGCUUGAAGUUACUGAAUUAAGAAAUAUUCUAUCUAAAGAAUUUGAUAUUAAGUUACCAAUUUCUGUAUUGUUUGAUUAUCCUACGGUUAAUGAAUUAAUUGGAUAUAUUGAGAAUUUUUCAUCGAAAGAAAUUAAGAUAAACAAAAACGAUUUAAAGAUUAAUUCUGAUAAAAUACAGAAAUUUCAAAUAGCAAUAAUCGGUGCUAGUUGCACACUUCCUACUGGAAUUGAUAACCUAUAUUCUUUCUGGAAAUCACUUAUAUUGGGAAAGUGCGGUGUCAAUAUUAUUCCUUAUAAUAGGUGGAACUGUGAAAUAGAGAAUGGAAGUGUUACAAAGAAUAUGUCAACAAUUCUAGGAAUUGAAUUAUUUGAUAAUAACUUAUUUGGAAUAUCUAACAUAGAAGCACGGACAAUGGAUCCUCAACAGAGGCAUCUUUUAAAUUCAACAAUGAAAGCCUUAAUUUCUUCAGGAAAUUCUAUUGAAACAAUAAAAAAUACUAACACAGGAGUAUUUGUUGGGUUUUGUAAUAUUGACUGGUCUUUGCAUUUAUUAAACAGGGGAGAAUGUAAUUCCGCAUACAUUGGUACCGGUACUGCAAGCUCUAUCGCUUCAAAUAGACUUUCAUAUUUUUAUGGCAUCAAAGGACCUUCAAUAACAAUAGAUACUGCAUGUUCUUCAUCUCUUGUUGCAAUUGAUGCUGCAUAUAAAAAUAUUUCUCUUGGAAUAUGUGAAAUGGCAAUAGUAUCUGGAUCCCAAUUAAUAACAACCCCAAAUUUGUUUUCUGUAUUUUCUAGAGCAAAUAUGUUAAGUAAAGACGGCCUUUGUAAAUCAUUUGAUGAAUCUGCUGAUGGAUUUGGAAGAGGCGAAGGUGUUGCAACAAUUGUAUUGAAAAAAUAUGUGGAAAGUCAAUCCAGUGGAAAAGUUUUAGGAAUUUUAAGAGGAACUGCUGUUAAUCAAGAUGGAAGAACUGCCUCUCUAACUGCUCCUAGUAGCAAAUCUCAAUCUGAUGUAAUUUCUAAUUCGUUAUUAAGUUCAGCAGUUCAGCCUUGUGAAGUAUCAAUGAUAGAGUCCCACGGCACCGGCACACAAUUAGGCGAUCCAAUAGAAAUAGAUGGAAUAAAAACAGUUUAUCAAUUAUCGCCAAAUAAAUUGGUAAUUGGAGCACUGAAAACAAAUAUUGGACACUUGGAAGCUUCUGCAGGAAUUGCAGGAUUAAUUAAAUUGUUACUUUCAUUAAGAAAUGGAAUCUCACCACCAAAUUUACAUUUAAAAAAUCUUAAUAAGUACAUUAAUGUUGUGGAUACUAAUAUUGUUUUCCCAAGCUCUCAAACUAAACUUUCUAUUUCAAAUAAUAACUCUUUAAUUGGUGGAGUUUCAUCAUUUGGUUUUGGAGGAACAAAUGCUCAUGCAAUAUUGGAAGUCAAGAAUGAAAAUAAAAUACCAAUGGUAAAUAAUACUGUAGUUGCAAUAUUAAAUGAAGAAUUUGAGAAUAAUUCUAAAAUAAAUAUUGGCUAUAUAACUCAACUUCGUGAGUUAAUUACUAAUAAUUUGGUAUUUGAAUAUUACUUUAGAUAUUGUACAAAUAUAAUCCUUGAGAUUUCAAAUCUAGAUUUUUGCGAAAUAAUAAAUGGAAAUAGAGAACAUUUAUUUAAAAUUGAAGAAAUGAGCCUUUUAUUAUUUGCAUUUUAUUACUCAGUAUAUUAUACUUUGAUUAAUUACGAAAUUAUCGUUGAUGCUUUAAUUACAAAUAAAUUUGGUUCAAUAUUAUUUGACACUAUCAAAAACAAAAUUACAUUUAAAAGUGGAAUAAAACUUCUUAAAGAAUACUUUAGUAGUAAUAAUACAUUAUAUCCUACAAAUUCAAACUUAAAUAUUUAUUUUAUUAAUGAAACAGAAAAUUAUCAUUUCGAUUUUGAAGAAAUUAAAUUUUUUGAUGCUCACGUUAUAAUAAUGAAUCCUUUCAAAUUUAAUAAUAAACAAAAGAAUCAAUUAAGGAAUAGAUCAAAAACAAUAAUAAAUAACGAAAAUAAUUAUUUAUUUUUUAUUGGUAAUUUAAUAAAUAAUUUUGGGAAGAUUAAUAAAGUUUCAAAAAUUGAAAGAUUUCAAUUAAAUAAUAACAUUCAUCCACUUAUUGAUUCAAAUUUAGAUUCAGGUUAUAACAUUGAAAUUUCUAAAUUAUUCAUAGAUAAAUAUUGUGAUUUAUCUUAUGGAAGUGGAAUAAUUCAUCAACAGUCUUACAUUAUCAUUUCUUUAUUGUUUGAAUCUCUAUUAAGUAUAGUCAACGAAAAAUAUAACUAUAUUUUGGAAUUAAAAAUUGAAUCAAUAGAAGGAAUAUACGAAACUGCAAACAGGUUGCGAAAGUUUGAAAAAUAUUCAAAAUUGAGAUUAAUUAAUAACAAUGAUCAAUUUAUGUUGUGUGCUUUCAAUGGACUUCCACUUUCAUCACUUUCAAUCAAAAAAAAUAUUGUAAGUAAAAUUCAAGUUUACAUUCCAGAAAUCGAGUUAGCAAAAGAUAAUGAAUUUAAACGGACAAAAAUCUCGAGAAAUAUUUUAGAGUUGAUUAAUUCUAUUGAGGUUUAUGAAUCAUCGAUACAUAUUAGAUUUAAACUUCCUAUCUCUGAAUUAGGAGUUGAAUCUGCUCUUUGUAUUCAUCCAGUCAUUUUUAUUUUAAUGAUGUAUUCAUCUAUGGAAAUAUUGAGUAAAAAAAUAGACGCAUCAAAACUAAGGAUUGAGAAACUUUCAAACAUUACUUUCUCCAGUAUCUUUGAUAUUGAGAAAAUAUAUUGUAAUUCAAGAUACACAUUGGAAUUAGUAUGUAGAUUGAAUGAAGGCAAUAAUGCUAAUAUUAACCUAUGGUUAAUUGAUGAUUAUUGUAUUAAAUUAACUGAAUUAUUCUUAAAAUUAGACAUAAUUUUUACUGAAAACAAAACAAACAUCAUCAGUAGCUCAACUGGACUAGUUUGGAACACUAUUUGGAGAGAAUUAGAGUAUAAUUUGAUAUCUGAGCAAAAAUCAUUAGAUAUUUUAUGUAUUGAUUUCAAAGAAAAUAGUACAAUUUUAAAAACGGAACUAAUUACUAAUGGUAGAAUUGUAAAUUAUUUACAAUUUUUAAAUGACAAAAUGGAUUUAAAUGAUAAAAGAAAUAUAAUGAUUGAUAUGUGCAUUCCGAUUUUAGAUAAUUGUCAAAUAAAAGAAUUAGAUGAAAAUUGUUUUUCGAAAUCUGAGAAUUGGGAAAUGAUUUUUAUUCAAAUAUUAAGAAAGAUAGUAAAUUUAAGUAACAAAAAUAACCCAAUUAAUGUUUUUAUUUUAGUUAACAAUACCAUUUUAGAGGGAGAAAAUGAUAUAAUUAAUAUGAACAUGGCUUGGGUAUGGGGAUUUUUGAGAUCAUUAAGAAUAGAGCUAAGUUCCAGACUAAGAAUUUUACUGAUAGAUAUUGAUAUUAAUCAAUUUUACUCGAAGAAUAAUGAUUUAAAUAUCGAAAGAUUGAGUCAAAUAAUAGAUAUUCUAUCAAGUGUUAAUAAUUUAUAUGAAAAUGGAGAAUUUGAGUUUUUAAUUCGAAAAAAUAAAAUACUUGUUCCUAGAUUAGCACAAUAUGAGUUUAAAAAUUCUAUUUCAAAGGGAUUGGAGACUGAACAGGAAACUUGCCAUAUUAUUACCGGAGGUUUAGGUGGGAUAGGGUUAGUUCUUGCAGAAUGGCUAAUAAAAGUUAUUGGAAUGAAAAAUAUAUUACUAUUAAGUAGGAAUCCAGAAGUAUCAAUUAAUAAAUCAAAAAAAUGGAAGCAAUUAAGUGAAAAGAUAAAAAAAACAAUAAUGAUUGAAAAGUGUGAUAUUUCGAACAAAAGAGAAAUUGAAACUAUAAUUGAAAAGUAUAGUAAAAUAUACAAAAAGAUUGGCAUAAUGCAUAUUGCAGGUUCUUUAAUUGAUUCAAAUAUUCAUAAUUUAACUGAUAAUAUUGUUGUUAAUGUAAAUUUACCUAAAAUAAAAGGAAUGAUUAAUUUACACAAUACAACUUUAAAGAAGAAUUGUCAAUAUUUUAUCGCAUUUUCCUCUAUAACUUCGCUUAUUGGUAAUAUUGGUCAAUCUGCAUAUGCUGGUGCAAAUUCAGUAUUGGAUUCUAUUAUUGAAUUUAGAAGAAAAAUAGGUCUACCGGGAAAUAGUUUACAAUGGGGUGCUUGGGCUGAACAAGGAAUGGCAGCAGAGAAUGAAUUACUACAUAAAAAUUUAAUAAAUGUUGGUCUAUCCCUAAUAUAUAAUGAUUUGGCAUUUGAAGUUAUCAAAAAUAUAAUCUUUGAUUCCAAAAAUUUCCCUCCAAUUUUGGCAAUUCAGCCUGCAAACUGGGAUAAAUUUAUCGUUGAAACAGGAAUUAAUUAUGGGAUUCUCAAAGAAAUAGCAUCCAAUAGUACAAUUGAAGAUAAAAACACUAUUCUUAAUUCAAUACCUAUUGAAAAUAGAAUAGAUUUUAUUUCAAAUAAAAUUAUCUCUAUUUGUAGCGAAAUUCUCGGUUUUGAGAUUGAUCUUAAUUUCGAACAAUCUUUAAUGGAAUUUGGUGUUGACUCCAUAAUGGCAAUUGAAAUUAGAAACUCUUUAUGCCAUAAUUUUGGUGUUCCUCUUCCACAUACCUUAUUAUUUGAUUAUCCCACAAUAUCCAGCCUUGCAACUUAUAUUAAUCAAAAAUCUAUUUCAAACUGCAAAAUACAAAAAAAUCAAGAAGAGAUGAAUAUGAACAAAAUUUGCAUGGAUUGUAACAUUGCUAUUAUAGGAGCAGCUUGUCGUUUACCAAAAAAUAUUACUAAUUUGAGUGAACUUUGGGAUUUGUUAACAAACUCUAAAUGUAGCGUGGGAAAAAUACCUUAUAAUAGAUGGGACAGUGGGUUAUUUUUUUCUGAACAGGCAAAUACUGGAAAAAUGUAUACUGAUUCUGCAAGUUUUAUUGAUGGAAUCGAAUUUUUUGAUAAUUCCGAAUUUAAAAUAUCUUCGAGCGAAGUGAAUUACAUUGAUCCUCAACAAAGAAUAAUAAUGGAAACAACAUUAUCAGCCAUAAAAAGUUCAAAAAUUGAAUUAAAAACAUUAUUAAAUUCGUAUACAGGCGUUUUUAUUGGUUGUUCUUCAAAUGAUUGGACAAUUUUGACUAAUACUGCAUCAAUCCCCCCCGGACCUUACACAGGUACAGGCAUAUCUCCAUCUAUAAUAUCAAACAGAAUUUCUUAUAUAUUCGGUUUUCAGGGACCUUCUUUUACAAUAGAUUCUGCUUGUUCAUCUUCUCUUGUUGCCUUGGACUCAGCAUGCGAUAAAAUUAAAAGUAAUAACAUUAAAUUUGCUAUAGUAGGAGGAGUAAACCUUCUUCUAGCUCCUCAACCAUUUUUGGCGUGUUGUGCUGCAAAUAUGCUUUCUUCUGAUGGUAUUUGUAGAACUUUUGAUGAAAAAGCAAAUGGAUAUGGAAGAGGGGAAGGUUCUAUUUCAUUAUUGUUAACAUAUUUAUCUGAGGCAAGGAAAAAUAAUGAAAAAAUAUUUGGGGUAAUUAAAUCUACAUUUGUUAAUCAAGAUGGAAAAAGUGCUACUAUUACUGCUCCAAAUGGCCCUUCUCAGCAGUUUGUGAUAAAGCAUGCUAUAGAAAAAGCAAAUCUAUAUCCUUCACAAAUAACUUACAUUGAAACACAUGGAACUGGAACCAAAUUGGGUGAUCCAAUUGAAUAUAAUGCCAUAAAAUCUGUCUUUAAUUUGGAAGAUGAUAUUUUUGAUAGUAAUAUAUGUUUAUUAAGAUAUUCUCCACUAUAUUUAGGUGCAAUAAAGGCUAAUAUUGGACAUUUGGAAGGUGCUGCAGGUAUUGCAGGUUUAAUUAAAUUACUUUUAGUUCUUAACUAUAGAGUGGCAGUUCCAAUUCCAAAUCUUAAGAAAUUAAAUCCAUUGAUUGAAUUGAGUGACUUUAAUGUAAUAAUACCUAAGGAUAAAGAACCAGUAAAUAUUAUGAGUGAUUCAAACAUUAUUUAUGGAGGUAUUUCAUCUUUUGGUUUUGGGGGAACAAAUGCACAUGUGAUAAUUGAGUGUAAUUCUGAUAAUAUAAUAGAAGAAAAUAAACUAUUUCAUUCAAAAAAUUUAUUUUUAAGACGUAAAAACUAUUCUUGGUCGGAUACUAAACAUCCUUUGAUAAGUGAAAAAAUAAUGGAAAUGGUUGAUAGCAAAGAUUCAGAAUUAGAUGGAAUUAAAUUAUUCAGAAAUAUUAAUCAUAAAAUGUUCAGUACAGUAAAAUUUGUACUGAAUAUUAAUUAUGAAAUUAAAAAAAUGUUUUCUGAUCACAUAAUUGGUAAUAAAGUAGUUUGGCCUGCUGCUGCAUAUAUUGAAAUGAUUUUGGCUGUUGCAAAACAUAUAUAUAUUUGUAAUAACGAACAAAUAUCGUUUUCAAAAAGAACUUUGAAGAUAAAUCUAAAUAAUAUAUUAUUUGAGCAACCAUUAAUAUUAGAAGAAAAUAGCGAAAAUAGAUUAUUUUGCGACUUUGAUUUACAAAUGAAUAGAAUAAGAAUGUUUUCAGAUACGAUUGAUGAAAGUAAUAGUGAGUUAAUUCAUGUAUCAUCUGAUGUGGGAGAUACAAUUCGGGCAGAAAUGAUAAAUGAAGGAUUUUCAAUAAAGAAUUUAGAGAGUUCAAUAGAAAAAGAGCUGGAUAUUUCAUUGAUUUAUGACAAAUUAAAGGAUUUGGGAAUUGAAUAUGGCAGGAAAUUCAAGACAAUAAAAAAAGCUUGGAAGUUGAAAGAAGGAAAUGAAUCUUUAACAAAAAUUAAACUAAGUAACGAUGAAAAUAUCAAAAUAUCAGAUAAUUUAAAUUCCCAAGAGCCAAUUCUUUCUUUAGCAGAGUUGGGGUUUGGAAUUCAUCCAGCUCUAUUAGACGGAGCACUACAAUCCUGCUUUGUUUGUAUUUGUGACCUAAAAAACAAUUUAGAUAAAACGAUUUGGGUUCCAUUCUCAAUAUAUGAAAUUGAAUAUUAUACUAACCAAGAACCAAUAUUAGAAGCAUGGGUGCAUUGCAAAAUAAUGCCCACAAAUAACAAAAAUGAAGUCAUUUCAGAUAUAAAAAUAUACUCAGUAAAUAAUGAUCUAUUAUUUGAUAUUAAAAAUAUCAGGUAUAGAAGUACUGUUGAUAUGAAUAAAAAAACGAUUAAAAAUUCAAGACGAGAUAACUUAGAAUAUAUUGAAAAUUGCUGGGGAUUAACUUGGAAAAAUAUAAAUAACGCUUUAGAUCAAAUUGAAAAUAAAAAAUGGAUGGUAUAUUUAAAUGAUGAAAUUCAGAAAGAAAGUAAAAUAAAUAAUUUAAUUAGAUAUUAUCGUAACAAAGACAGUAUUUUAGAAGAGUUAAUUGAUUAUUCUGGUGAAGUAAAUAUUGCAUUUGUAAUAAGCUCUGAAAUCAAAAAUAAAUUAUAUAAUUACGGUAUUGAAGUUAUAACUUGGCUUGAAAAACUAUUUAGAACUAACCCUAAAAUUUCUCAUUCAUCAGUUGUUCUCUUCAUCACAGAAGGCACAAUUCCACAUAAUAACGAUAAUUACAAAUUUAUUGGUUCUGACAUUUGGGGGAUUGUGAGAUCAGCUAGAUAUGAAAUCAAUAAGUGCUCCCUUAACUUGCUUGAUUUAGACUGUAGAGCAAAAGAUAUAAACGAGGAAAAUUUGUCUAAAAUAUUCUCAUAUAUUUUAAAUUCCAAUGAGUCAGAAUAUAUAUUUAGGAAUGGAAAACUAUCAUUUCCUCGUUUAUCAAAAAUUUCAAUUCCAAUGAAUGGGCCUUUUAAUAUUAAGUUAACUGAAAGAGGUUCAUUAACCAAUUUGUUAACAGAAGUGCAGUCGAACGUUCCAUAUAUAAGUUCAGAGAAAAAGUUAGAUUUAAUCGAGUUCUUUGAUCAUUUGGACGAUUUUUCUUUGAUGAAAAAUGAGCCAACUUUGAAAGAAAAUGAGGUAUUAUUGAGAAUAUGUUCUGUAGGGUUAAAUUUCAGAGAUGUAUUGAAUGUUAUGGGUUUAUAUCCAGGAGACCCUGGACCUCCUUGUUCAGACUGUUCAGGAAUAGUAGUUUCUGUAGGAAAAGGUAUAAAACACUUAAAACCUGGGGAUGAAGUAUUUGCAAUGGUUCCUGGUUGCUUAAGAACAUUUAUAGUUGCAAUUGGUGAUACUUGUUGUUUGAAGCCAAAGAAUUGCGACUUUUCUUUGGCUUCAUCAAUUCCAACAAUUUACUCCACUGUUGACAUUUGCUUCAGAGAAGUUUACAAUAUAAAGAAAGGGGAUCGUGUAUUGAUACAUGCAGCCUCGGGGGGAGUUGGAUUAGUUGCAGUAAAUUACUGUAAUUCUGUUGGUGCCAUAGUAUUUGCAACCGUUGGAAAUAAUAAAAAAGAAAAAUAUUUAAGACACUUAGGAGUGAGAAAUAUUUCAACCAGUAGAAAUCCAGAAUUAUUCAAAAUGGAUAUGAAAAGUUUACUUGGAGGAGAAAAAUUGGAUGUUGUGAUAAAUUGUUUAUCUGGGAAAUAUAUUGAUUACAGUUUGGAGUUACUUUCAGAUAACGGUGUCUUUAUUGAACUGGGGAAAAUCAAUAUUAUGUCGAGGGAUGAUAUGUUUUUAUUAAAACCCGGAAUUAGAUAUGAAAUUAUAGCUCUUGAUGAUAUGAUAAUGAACGACCCCACAUGGUUUGGAACAGUUUUAAAUAAUAUUAAGAUAAGAAUUGAAGAAUGCAAAGAAUCUGUUAUUCCCUUAAUAGAAUUUCCAAUGGAAAACUCUAAAGAAGGUUCCGGCAAUUUAAUUGAGCAAUCUGGAUGUAUUUCUGGAUUUAGAUUUAUGCAAAAGGCAAAUCAUAUUGGUAAAGUAAUAAUCAAAAAUCAAACUCUUAACGAUUCUUCAGGUAUUCAGAGUGGAAUAGUAAUAAUAAUAGGCGGAAGUGGAUCAUUGGGAAAAUUCACAACAAAAUGGCUUUAUUUCAAUGGAUUGAAAAACAUAAUUGUAUUAUCUAGAAAUUCGAUUAAAGGGGUUUCAAAUCUACCUGGAGUUAAAUAUAUUAACUGUGAUAUUUCAAAUAUUUAUUCUACUACUUCGACUUUAAAUGCUAUAUUUAAUAAUCCAGAAAAUAGACCAAUUAUUGGCAUAAUUCACACUGCAGGUGUAUUAGAUGAUAGAAAAUUAUUUGAGCACUCAAAAGAAUCAUUUGAAUAUGUAUAUAGCCCUAAGGUUCAGGGUCUAUGGAAUAUUCAUUACACAACUCAAUAUCUCUGUAUUGGAUUGGAAUUUUUAAUUUCAUACUCUUCGAUUGCAAGCUUAUUAGGGAAUGUUGGACAAGCCAAUUAUUCUGCAGCUAACUCUUUCAUAGACUCUUUUAUGGGUUACAGAUCAAGCCUUGGAAUGAACAGUUUCAGCAUUCAAUGGGGCCCUUGGAUGGGAGAAGGAAUGGCAUCAAAUAGUUUAGGUUUAAAGUUUAAUUCUACGGGAAUAACUGGCGUGGAUAAACUUACUGCAGUAAAAGUACUAAAUACUGUUAUAAAAUCUAAGAGAAAAUCUGUUCCUAGUGUAAUUUGUGUAGUGGAUGCUGAUUGGGGGAAAUUAAUUUCAAAUAUUCCUAGUAAAGCUUCUAGUAUGUUGUCAGAUAUAACAAAUAAAGAAAUUAUUAAGGAAAAAUACAAUAAAUCAAAAAUUAUGGAGAUAUUGGAAAAGAAGACCACAAUUGAAAUGGAAGAUUAUAUAAUCAAUUUACUAAAAGAAAUUAUAAAAACGGUUGUUACAGAUGACACAAUAGAUAUUGAUGAUCCAAAAGUAUUAGAUAAACCACUCCAUGAAUUUGGGGUUGAUUCACUUUCUGCAGUUGAAUUCAGAAAUAUUUUAUCUAAGAAUACAGGAAUAUUGCUUCCAACCACAUUAAUGUUUGAUUACCCAACAAUAAUCAAUGUAAAAGACUAUAUUAUUAGUGAAUUAGAGGGUGUAAGAGUUAAAGGCGAACCAUACGAUGCCACAGUUAACAAUAUUAAAAAAAAUAAAAUUUUAGAUAUUGCUAUAAUUGGUAUUUCUUGCAAAUUUCCCGGAUCAAGUGAGGAUAUUGACUCAUUUUGGGAGGUAUUAACUAACGGUAUUAAUUGUGUUUCGAAUAUACCAGUGGUUAGGUGGGAUCAUAAAAAAUAUUAUAGUUUAAAUCCAGAGAAUUUUGGUCCAUAUUAUUAUGCAAAUUAUGGUUCAUUUAUCGACGACAUUGAUAAAUUUGAUGCGCAUUAUUUUGGAAUUUCUCCUUCAGAAGCAGCAACCAUUGAUCCUCAACAGAGACUUUCUCUUAUGCUUGGAGUAAAAUCAAUUGAAGACGCAAAAUUAAAUUUGCUUAAAUUAAGAGGAACUCGAACUGGUGUUUAUGUUGGUUGUGGAAAUAGUGAUUGGGCAUUAAUGCAAGGGAAUAAAAUAUCGGAGUCAGAAUUUAUUUCUCCUUUUACUGGAACUGGCGUCGCACUUUCUCUUAUUUCUAAUAGAAUUUCCUAUAACUUAGGCUUGAAUGGACCUUCCAUGACUGUUGAUACUGCAUGUUCAUCAUCACUUGUUGCAUUGGAUAUAGCUAUACAAAAUCUUAGGUGGGGAAAGUGCGAUAUUUCUAUUGUAAUUGGAGUGAAUUUACUACUUUCUCCACAGGCAUAUAUUGUAUUUUCAAAAUCAAAGAUGUUAUCAAUAACAGGAAGUUGUAAAGCUUUUGAUAAAGAUGCAGAUGGAUAUGUAAGAGGGGAAGGGUGCUGUUCAUUGGUACUAUGUAGAGUUGAUGAAAGAAAGAAUGGAGAUUUCGAUAAAAAAACCUUAAAUAACGAAUCUAAUAUUAAUAUUUAUGGCUUUAUUAAAGGUUCUGCAGUAAAUCAAGAUGGAAGAAGCGCUUCUUUGACUGCUCCAAAUGGUCCUGCACAACAGAAAGUAAUCAAAUCUGCUAUUGAAGAUUCAUCAUUAAAAAUAAAUGAAAUUUCAAUAAUUGAAGCACAUGGAACAGGAACGCAAUUGGGCGAUCCUAUUGAGUUCGGAGCAAUAAAAAAUGUUUUUGGUUCUAGAAAUAGGAAUCCAAUCUAUAUUACAGCAUUAAAAACAAAUAUUGGGCAUUUAGAGGGAGCUUCGGGAGUUGCAGGAGUAAUAAAAAUGAUAUUAAUGCUAAAUAAUUCUAUUAUUCCAAAAAAUCUUCAUUUUAAAACAUUAAAUCCAUUAAUCGACAGCUCUAAUUUUAACGUAACCAUUCCAAAUACAAAUUUAACAGUUUCAGCUAGUCUAGGAGGAGUUUCAUCGUUUGGAUUUGGUGGAACCAAUGCUCAUGUAAUCAUUCAAAAAAACAAAUCAGAAUAUCUUUUAGGAAAUCAAAAAUAUUUAGCAAUUGAUAAAGUUGACAAACAAGUUUCAAAAGGAAUUGUAUUUAUGUUUACUGGACAAGGGAGUCAAUUUGAAAACAUGGGGCAAGAGCUUUUUGACAAUGAACCUGUAUUUAGAAAAUCAAUGUUAUAUUGCGCGAAAUAUGCUGAUGAAUAUUUGCCAGAAUCAUUAAUUGACAUUUUGUACCCAGGUGUAUCAACACCAAAAACAAAAGCUGGAUCAAAAGAUGCCGGUUUUUGUGAUAUAAAUGAUAUCCAAUAUUCGCAGGUUGCAAUUUUUUCACUUGAGUAUUCACUAGCAAAAUUAUUAGAAAGCAGAGGAAUAAGUCCAGAUUUAGUAAUUGGCCAUUCCUUAGGUGAAUAUUCUGCUGCAGUUAUUGUAGGCGCAAUUGAAUUAGACCAGGCAUUAAAAAUGAUAAUACAUAGAUCAAAACUAUUAGUGAAUUCGAAUAUUAGUGAUGGAGGAAUGCUCGCCUUGAGAAGAUCUGCAAGCAGUAUUAUGGAAGUUCUUAAAGAAUUUGAUAAGAAUACUGUAUCAUUAGCUGCAAUUAAUGGACCGAAUAGUGUUGUAAUUUCUGGAAGAAAGUUCGUAUUACAGUCAAUAUUACAAAAAAUAGGUGGUAGUGGAAAGUUUCUAAAUAUUGAGAAUGCAUUCCACUCGUCAUUAAUGCAAAAUAUAGCGAAUAAUUACAAAGAUUUCAUUGAAGAAAAGAUCGUUUUUAGGAAUAAAAAUAGAACAGAAAUCAAGUUUGUUUCAACAUUAAAAGGCAAAAUAAUAAGUCAUUCUGAAUUGAUGAAUUCUAAUUAUUGGUCUGACCAUAUAGUUCAUCCUGUUUUGUUUUACGACGCAAUAAACCAUGCAUUAAAGGAAUUGGAUUGUAACAUAAUACUGGAAAUUGGACCUCAACCAAUACUAACAAAACUAUCUAUACAAUGCAUCCCAAAAGAGCUCAGAACAAAAAUUAAGAUUUUUUGCACAAUGCUUGGAAAGCCUUCUACAGAGCUUGAACAUUUGAAUUUAGUUUCUGAUCAAAUUAAUCAUACUAUUAACCCAUUUUUAAAUAACACUGUUGCGAAUUCAAAAAUAAAUAAAAAUUAUAUUUUCAGUAAAUUGAGACGUUUUCCAUGGAUAAAUAUUAAUCUAAAUCCCUUAAUUAAAUUUGAAACCAAUAGAAAAAUUGUUUUUCAAAAUUCAAUUGAAAUUUUUGAUAAUUCAGAGGGGCUAUUGGUUGAAUUCGUUAAUGGUGGAGUUAGAGAAAUUUUCAAGGAUGAAAUAUUCAACUUAAUGAAAACGGGUAGAUACAAUCAUUGUGAAAUCAUUAUAGAAAAUCUGAAUUUUUAUAAAGUACAGGAUUAUCAAUUUUGUUGGCUUGAAGUUGAGAAAAAAGAUAUCAAUGGUUUUAAAAUAAAUAUUUCACUACAAGAUGAUUUGAUUUAUACGUCAAAUGCAAAAAUAUCAUUUAGGGAAAAUGAAAGCAUAGAGUUUCAAGAUAUUAACUUUGAAAAUUCAUUUAAUUCUAUCGAAAAAUUGUUUUCUUUUGAUAUAAAAGAAAAUAAAUUAUUCCAGAAAAUCAUGAGUUACAUGGAGGAAUUAGCCAUUAAAUUAAAAUCCGAAAUAUCUUAUAUAGAAAAUACCCAAAGAAACUCUGUGUGUUUAAUUCUCAGUACGGAUGACUAUUACAAAUCUUUGUCAAAGUCAUUUACUGGUUAUAGCAUUCAUCCAUUACUAAUGCAAUUAUUAUUUGAAUUUAUAAAACUUUAUAAUAUUGAGAAAAUAAUGAAUUUGAACAUUGAUAUUAAUUUUUAUGAAACAGUGAUUGGUGAGCUAUUUAAUUCUUCUAUUUCUCAGAAAUAUUUAAUUCUUGAGAUUAACAAUGAUUCAGCAAUAAUUAAAGAUAAAUUAGGUAAACUAUUUUUCACAACUAAAUAUACAAUAAAUGACUUGAAUUCAAAGGACAAUGGUAGUAUUGAAUAUGAAAUGGAGCAAUUUUCAAUCUUCAACAAUAUAAAUAAUUUGAUUUGGAAUACAGAAAUUCAAAAAUUAUUCGAGAUUGAAAUGGUUUCAAGCGAAGUUGAAGUAAAUUACAAUAAAGAUGGGGGAACAUUGUUUGUUGGAUCUAUAAGUUUAGAAAAUAAUUUGGAAAGUGAACAAGGCCUUUAUUCCAUGAUUAAAUCAGAAUAUGAACUAAUUAAAAAUAUCAAGCUUAAAAGUUGGGAAAAAAUUAUUUUUAUAAUUGAAAAUUUCAAUUUAAGUGAAAUUGAAUUAAUGAAUUAUGCAGUAAUUUUAUGCAAAGAAUGUGCCUCUGAUACUAAAGUAUGGUUUGUUAAAAUUAACAAAUUUAAUGAUGCUUCUUUAGAGUCAUAUAAUAAAGGAGGAGGCAUAUUAGGCCUUUGUAAAACUGCAAGAAUCGAGUUGAGAAAAAUGAUUAAUUACAUGGUAAUUGAGAAAUUUGAGGACUUUUGUAUAAAUAAUUUAUUUAUUUUCAAUUUGGUCAAUAUCUUAUCGAAAAAUAAAUCUCUUCCCGAAGAUAUUUUUAUAAAUAUCUUUAGAGAAAAGAUUCAGGUUUGUUCAAAGAUCAUAAAACCCCAAUAUUCAAUUCAAAUGAAAAAUGAAUUUUUAAAUAAAGAUAAUCAAUUAAGCAAUGAUUUAGUAUUGAUUAGUGGAGGUACUGGCGCACUUGGAUUAAUCAUUACGGAAUGGUUAAUAAAAUGCAGAAAUAUAAGUAACAUUAUAUUGCUUUCUAGGUCAGGGUUACCUUCCAAACAAUGCGAAUCAAUAUGGAAGAGGAUAUCAAUGCUCAAUUCUAGUAUAAAAGUCAUGAAAUGUGAUGUUACUGAUUAUGAUUCAGUUUUGUCAAUAUUAAAAGAUAUUAUCUCUCAAACGAUAAGAUCAAACUCUAAAAUUGUUGGAUUAAUUCAUGCAUCUGGAGUUUUGAGUGAUUCACUAAUAAAAAACCAUUCAAUACAGAAUUUGGAGAAUGUUUUUGGACCCAAAGUUUUUGGAGCAAUCAAUUUACAUAAUGCAAUAAAAAACAUGCUUCCAUAUAAGUUAAAAUUCUUUAUUGGGUUUUCCUCAAUUUCUUCAUUAUUUGGAAGCUUUGGACAAUAUAGCUAUUCUUCAGCAAAUUCAUAUCUAGAUUCGCUGAUUAAUUUUAGAAGAAAAUUUGAAGAAUCUAGUAUUCUUGAUCUUAGUAUACAAUGGGGGCCAUGGGGAGAGCAGGGAAUGGCAGCGGAACUAUCACAACAUCAUUCAUUAUCAGGUAUCAAACCAAUAUAUAACUCAGAAGGACUAAAAUGUUUAUCGGCAAUUUUUGAUAUAAUUGAAGAUGGAAAUAGAGACCAUAUUUUACCCUCUGAAAUCGCAAUAGCAAAUAUUAACUGGAAUGAAUUUUUGACUAUUUUUGAAAACAAGGUACCAUUUAUUUUCAGUGAAAUUAAUAGUAAAUUAUUAAAGAGUCCGGCAAAACUCGAAAGUGAUUCAAAAAUUAUUAAAGAUAAAUUUGAAGGAAUUAUUGAUAUUCGGAAGCAUAUAGAAGAUGUUCUAUUAAUUGUUGCAUAUGAAAUAUUUGGUGUGGAGGAAAAAAAUUAUGAUCUAGCAGAAAUCGAUUCCUUAAUGGCAGUUGAAUUUAGAAAUUCGGUUUUUAAGAAUCUUGGGAUAAAGUUACCAAUAUCUUUAAUGCUUGACAACCCGACUCUAGAUGAAGUCGUUUUAUAUCUAGAAGGAGAAGUCAGAAGGGAAUUAUUUGGAUAUAAUACUGAAGAAAUUAUUUCUUCGAAAUCGAGAAGAUGGCAAGAAAUAAAUGAGGAUAUUAAUUUAGAUGAGGCAAUUACUGUAAAUUCAAAUUCUUCUGAUAUUAUUCGUGGUGUUAGAUUACCAUCUGGUGAAAAGAACAAAUUGUCUGGAGUAUUUUUGACUGGAGGAACAGGAUUUAUGGGUACUUGUAUGAUUGAAAACCUCGUAAAUUUGAAUAGAGAAAUUAAGAUAUGGUGUUUGGUGAGGUGCUCUGACAAAAAUAAUGGUAAAGAAAAGUUAUUGGAUGCGCUUUAUAAAUAUUCAAUUCAAGAUGCAGAAUUAAUUAUAGAAAAAAAUAUAGAAAUUGUUGUGGGAGACACUUCAAUCCCAUCAUUUGGGAUAAUUAAAACUGAAUAUAAAGAGAUAGUAAACUCGGUCGACUCAAUUAUUCACAUUGGUGCUGUCGUAAACUUUACAUCAUCUUAUUCAAAUAUCAAAAACGUUAAUGUACUCAGUAUUGUAGAAUUGUUGAAACUUUCUUUUGCACCCGAAUAUUGUGGCAAAAAUUGUACUAAAAAAGGAAAAUGUAAUUCUUGCAUUAUUCCAAUUCAUCAUAUAUCUACUUUAGGAGUUUUUUAUGAUCAUAUUGAGAACCCUCCAGUAGGACCAUAUUUAUCUGGUUUAGAAAAUACUGAAUUUAUGAAGAGGAAUUACUUUUCGAAUGAUGGAAGAAGAAUAUUUUACGAGGAUGACCCGGUAAUUACAAACGAUAAUGAAGGAAUUCAUCACAAAUCAUUGUUAUUGGGAUAUUCACAAUCUAAAUGGGCAGCAGAAAGAAUUCUUAGAUCAGCACGUAAAAGAGGCUUCCCUAUAGCAAUAUAUAGACCUGGGAGAAUAGGAGGAAAUAGUAUAACUGGGGCAUCCAAUAUUUCGGAUCUACCAAAUGCAUUUGUAAAAGGUUGUAUUAAAAUGGGGACUUUACCUAUAACAGAGAUGGCACUUCAUUUAGUUUCUGUUGAUUUCUGUUGCCAAGUUUGUUGUUUUGGAAUAAAUAAUCCAAAUUUAUCAAUUAACAAUGAUUUUAAUCUUGACUCUGAAGGAUGGGCAAAUAUGAAUGAUAUAAAAAAAGCAUUGGAUUUAUUGGGUAUAAAUUUAAGAAUGGUAGAAUUUGAAGAUUGGGUUGAACAACUGUUGGAUGAAACAUCAAAAGAUAAAAAUCACCCACUUACUCCAUUACAACACAUGUUUGUUAAAGAAAGACCUGCAGAUUCUAUUAUGCCUUAUUUUGAUAUGAAAAACACAAAUAAUUUAAUUUCCAAUUCCGGGAAAAUUAAUCAUACAUCUUGUGAUUCAAAUUAUCUACAUACUUGUUUCAAGUACCUACUUGAGAAAGAUUGGAUUUAUUCAAUUGAUUUUAUUAAUAAGAAAGUAAAAGAAACUAAAAUUUCAACAAAAGAAUAUAUUUUUGAAUUUACAAAUAACGAUUUGACGAUCAAUAAUAUAGAACUCACUAACUUCAUGAUAUUUAUAUGCGACAAAUUAUUUAUAUUGAAUAUCCAAGAAUUUUGUAAUAUGAUACAGUCUAAAUACAAUUGCAAGUGCAUUCUCGUUACUCUCCCAGAUUCUAAAGUCGAAAAUGUUUUAAGCUCACUAACCCACAUAACUCUUGAGACAAUAAAAGAAAAUAUUUCUGUUCUAAAUCACACAGCAACUUCAAAAGUAAUAAUAGGAAGUUGGUCAAUAUCAAGCAGUCUUGCAUUGCAAAUAUUCAAACGACUAAAGAAUGAAAAAAGUUUGGAGUAUGAUUUAAAACUCUUGUUGAUUGAUCCAUUAGUUCCAAUUAAGAUAAGUGAUAGCAAUAACUUGAAAAUUGAUGAAAUUUCGUUCCAAAUUUUGAAGAAGUUUGUGAGCUGUUCAAGUUUAUUAUCUAACUCGAUCACAGAAACAAUGAUCGAUAUACUGAAUAACUCUGAUUCAAUUUUAAGUGCAUACAACAAAAUAAAUAGCUACACAAAAAAUGAAUCAGUUUUUGAGUUCGAAGAGUUGAAAAACUUGAUCGAUAGAUUAAGGGCUACGUUCUUAAUGAGCAUAAAAAUCUCUACAUUUGAAUUCGAAGUUGAUGAAAAGGUAUAUUUUAUUUUGUCACGUUCUUCAAUUAUAGGCGAUGUAUUUGAAAAGAAUGGGUCAUACGCAAUUGUAAAUGCUCAAAAUAUUUAUAAAAUAAACGAUAUAGAGCUGUUGUAUUUAUCUAACACGAACCAUUUUGAAAUUUUUAAUAGUUUAAAUGUUGAAAGCCUAGUUAAUGGACUUUCAAAAAUUUUUAAUUAG
This is a messenger RNA of Cryptosporidium ubiquitum, 40311 nucleotides long. RefSeq names its product polyketide synthase. The coding region runs from base 1 to 40311 and encodes 13436 amino acids. Gene Ontology annotation, biological process: fatty acid biosynthetic process. The record is from RefSeq and is a predicted model, not a curated record. Gene Ontology annotation, molecular function: fatty acid synthase activity; 3-oxoacyl-[acyl-carrier-protein] synthase activity; phosphopantetheine binding. Lineage: Eukaryota; Apicomplexa; Conoidasida; Eucoccidiorida; Cryptosporidiidae. The transcript has a single exon.